AAAGAUAAUUUGCGCUCUUCCUGUAGAGAUAGAGAGAGAGAGAGAACAUUCAGCAACGGAAAAUCAGCCAUCUAUCUAUCUAUACAUACAGAGAGAGAAAGGGGUAGAUAGCUGUAUCUAUGUAUAUAUAUCACAUAUGAACAGAGGGCAAUGUAGAGAGAGAAGGCAGGGCUACUUGCAGACAGAGGAUACGGUUUAUGAAAUCUGAAUCUGAAAGUCACAAUUGAAAAGGCGAAAAAGAAGAAGUUGAAUUUUGAUUUAAUUUUUUUUCUUAUGCUUUCACGGUGAAGAUAAAUAGAGUGGGAAUGGCGACGCCAUUAACAACGGGGAUACAGAACGGCGGCGUAGCAGUGAUGGCGGCCGGGUCGGCUGUGGGCCAAAUGGAUCACUCCGGGCCGGCAAACAAGGCGCUGGGCGUGAAUGGCUCGUCACCGAUUCGGAUUUUCCUCUUCUUUCACAAAGCAAUUCGGGCCGAGCUGGGUGGGCUCCACAUGGCGGCGAUGGACUUGGCGACGAAUCAGAACAGUGAUAUUAAGCCAUUGCAGGAAAGGUGUCACUUUUUGAGGUCGAUUUAUAAGCACCACUGCAAUGCGGAGGAUGAGGUUAUUUUUCCAGCACUUGACAUCCGUGUGAAGAAUGUCGCAAGGACUUAUUCCCUUGAACAUGAGGGAGAAAGUGUUCUUUUUGAUCAAUUGUUCGCAUUGCUAGAUUCUGAUGUGCAGAAUGAAGAAAGUUAUCGGAGAGAGUUAGCUUCCUGUUCUGGUGCUCUUCUAACGUCCAUUUGCCAGCACAUGUCUAAGGAAGAGGAGCAGGUCUUCCCUUUGCUUAUUGAAAAAUUCUCAUUUGAAGAACAGGCAUCACUGGUAUGGCAGUUCCUAUGCAGCAUUCCUGUUAAUAUGAUGGCUGAAUUUCUGCCUUGGCUAUCAUCCUCUAUUUCAUCUGAUGAGUGUCAUGAUAUGCGUAAGUUCUUACACAAAGUAAUUCCGGAUGAGAAGCUCCUUCAACAGAUUAUUUUCACAUGGAUGGAUGGGCAAAAGAACAAUAAAAAACGUAAGACUUGUCAAGAUCAAUUGAAUCACCACACUGCCUCAGAUUCUGUGCCAAAGGGGAAUGGCAAAUGUCCUUGUAAAUCUUCUAGGAGUGCUAAAAGAGAUUGUCCUGUUUUGAGUUGCAAUACAGUAUCCACUCUAGAUUGUCCAAUAGAUGAGAUAUUGCAUUGGCACAAGGCUAUAAAAAUGGAACUGAGUGACAUAACUGAAGCUGCCAGGAAGAUAACUUUGUCUGGAGAUUUUUCUGAUUUGUCUGCCUUCAACCAAAGGCUUCAAUUUAUUGCUGAGGUUUGCAUUUUUCACAGCAUCGCUGAGGACAAAGUUAUAUUCCCUACUGUAGACACAGAGUUGUCUUUUGCCCAGGAGCAUGCAGAAGAAGAAAAUGAGUUUGGUAAGCUCAGAUGCCUCAUAGAAAACAUUCAGAGUGCUGGAGCUAACUCACCUUCUACUGAAUUUUAUUCAAAGUUAUGCUCUCAUGCUGAUCAUAUAAUGGAGAUAAUAGAGAAGCACUUCCACAAUGAGGAAGUUCAGGUUCUUCCACUUGCACGGAAACAUUUUAGCCCAAAAAGGCAGCGGGAACUGCUUUAUCAGAGCUUGUGUGUGAUGCCACUUAGACUGAUUGAAUGCGUCUUACCGUGGUUAGUAGGAUCAUUAAAUGAGGAGGAUGCAAGGUCUUUUCUGCACAAUAUGCAUAUGGCAGCUCCGGCAUCAGACACUGCGUUGGUAACACUUUUCACUGGUUGGGCAUGCAAAGGCCGUACAGGAGAUACUUGCUUGUCUUCUAAUGCAACAGGUUGCUGUCCUGAUGAAAUACUGUCAGGAAAUCAAGAUUUUAUAGGCAGAUGUUUUUGUGCCAGAAGUGAAUCUUUCUCAUAUGCCCAAGAAGAUUACCAUGAACGAUGUUCAAAUUCUACUUUAGGAGAGAGAUGUGAUCCUUCUGGAACAGGAAAACUUCAUAAAGUAUCUUCUAGUAAUCAGUCUUGUUGUGUCCCUGGAUUAGGAGUAAGCAGCAACAACCUGAUAAUCAAUUCCCUUGCUACAGUGAAAUCUUUGCGCUCUUUGUCUUUUGGCACUAAUGCUCCUUCUCUUAACUCUUGCCUCUUCAACUGGGAAAAUGAUUACAGCUUGAACAACAAUGGGCAUGCAACACGGCCAAUUGAUAAUAUAUUUAAAUUUCAUAAAGCAAUACGCAAAGAUUUGGAAUUUCUGGAUGUUGAAUCUGGGAAACUUGUUGAUUGCAAUGAGACUUUUUUUAGGCAAUUUGGUGGUAGAUUUCGUCUCUUAUGGGGCUUGUAUAAAGCUCAUAGUAAUGCUGAGGACGACAUAGUAUUCCCCGCAUUAGAAUCGAAAGAGACUCUGCAUAAUGUUAGUCAUUCUUACACCCUGGAUCACAAGCAGGAAGAAAAACUAUUUGAGGACAUUUCAUCUGCACUUGCUGAACUUUCUCUGCUCCAUGGAAGCUUGGGUAACAGAACAUUUACAGGACAUCCUAGUAUUGACAGUUCUAACUCUUAUGACCUGAAUGAUAAUUUGAGAAAAUACAAUGAGCUUGCUACAAAAAUUCAAGCAAUGUGCAAGUCCAUGAAAGUUACUCUGGAUCAACAUAUUUUACGUGAAGAGGUUGAACUCUGGCCACUGUUUGACACACAUUUUACUGUUGAGGAGCAAGAUAAACUAGUUGGUCGAAUUAUAGGAACUACUGGAGCAGAGGUUCUCCAAUCAAUGUUGCCCUGGGUGACUGCAGCUCUUACUCAGGAAGAGCAAAACAAAAUGAUGGAAACAUGGAAGCAAGCAACUAAAAAUACAAUGUUCAGUGAAUGGCUGAAUGAGUGGUGGGAGGGCUCUCCACCUGAAAGUUCACAGGCAAAUAUAUCAGAAAACUGUAUAUCACAAGGUUAUGAUUUACAUGAAUCUCUGGACCAAAGUGAUGGUACAUUUAAGCCUGGAUGGAAAGAUAUCUUCAGAAUGAAUCAAAAUGAGCUUGAAUCGGAGAUAAGAAAGGUCUCUCGGGAUUCAUCUCUUGAUCCAAGAAGAAAAGCUUAUCUCAUUCAAAAUCUCAUGACCAGUCGCUGGAUAGCUUCUCAGCAGAAGUUGCCCCAAGCAGGAACUGGUAAAACUUCAGAUGGCGAUGAUCAAUUUGGAUGUUUUCCAUCGUUUCGUGAUCCAGAGAAACAAGUCUUUGGUUGUGAACAUUACAAAAGAAACUGCAAGCUUCGUGCUUCCUGUUGUGGAAAACUGUUUACAUGCAGGUUCUGUCAUGACCAAGUUAGCGACCAUUCUAUGGAUAGAAAGGCAACCACUGAAAUGAUGUGCAUGAGAUGUCUUCAAAUACAACCAGUUGGCCCCGCGUGCAGGACUCCAUCUUGUGAUGGACUUUUGAUGGCAAAAUAUUAUUGCAGUAGCUGUAAAUUUUUUGAUGACGAAAGGACAGUCUAUCAUUGCCCAUUUUGCAAUUUAUGCCGGCUGGGUAGUGGACUUGGUGUCGACUUCUUUCAUUGCAUGACCUGCAAUUGUUGUUUGGGAAUGAAACUUGUGGACCACAAAUGCCGGGAGAAAGGUCUUGAAACCAACUGCCCUAUAUGUUGUGACUUUUUGUUCACAUCAAGUGAAACUGUGAGAGCUCUUCCCUGUGGCCAUUUUAUGCAUUCAGCUUGCUUUCAGGCAUAUGCUAGAACACACUACAUCUGUCCUAUAUGCAGCAAGUCAAUGGGAGACAUGUCGGUGUACUUUGGCAUGCUUGAUGCUUUAAUGGCUUCUGAGAUUCUUCCAGAAGAGUUUAGAAACCGUUGUCAAGAUAUAUUAUGCAACGAUUGUGACAAGAAGGGUACUGCACGGUUUCAUUGGCUGUACCACAAGUGUGCAUUCUGUGGAUCCUACAAUACCAGAGUAAUCAAGGUGGACUCAAGUCCUGAUUGUACAAGAUAGUCCUGUGUGUGUCAAUGGGAUUGCACACAGUAUCACAAGCGUGCGUUCUAUGGUCUUACCAGAGUAAGAGUAAUCUCGAGGUGGACUCCGUCCUCAUGAUAGUCCUCGAGGUCCACACAAUACCCUCCCCAC
Ipomoea nil (Japanese morning glory) is the source of this 4106-nucleotide messenger RNA. RefSeq names its product zinc finger protein BRUTUS-like. The coding region runs from base 306 to 3974 and encodes 1222 amino acids. Gene Ontology annotation, biological process: protein ubiquitination; ubiquitin-dependent protein catabolic process. The transcript has 14 exons. Gene Ontology annotation, cellular component: nucleus. Gene Ontology annotation, molecular function: ubiquitin protein ligase activity; zinc ion binding. Lineage: Eukaryota; Viridiplantae; Streptophyta; Magnoliopsida; Solanales; Convolvulaceae. The record is from RefSeq and is a predicted model, not a curated record.